AUACAUCGUCUGACCAAUCAGCGAUCAGGAAAUAGUUUUGCUAGGCCUGCAAGCCUACAGAAGCGGUAAAGGACUUAUUGUUUCGUACAGAUUUAUCUUAUCCCCAAGCUAUUUUAACUGAAAACAUGCCGUAUGCUAACCAGCCAACUGUGAAAAUCACAGAAUUGUCUGACGAAAAUGUGAAGUUUAUCAUAGAGAACACUGAUUUGGCGGUCGCGAAUUCUAUCCGGCGAGUGUUUAUGUCUGAGGUUGCAACGAUAGCUAUCGACUGGAUACAGAUAGAUGCCAAUUCAUCUGUACUUCAUGACGAGUUCAUUGCCCAUAGAGUCGGGCUUAUUCCACUCACCAGUGAUGACAUUGUGGAGAAAAUGCAAUACUCAAGGGACUGCACCUGCGAUGACUUUUGCCCCGAGUGUUCAGUUGAGCUGACGCUGGAUGUCCGAUGCACAGAGGACCAGACCCGUCAUGUUACCUCCCGGGACCUCCUGUCAAACAACCCCAGAGUCAUCCCAGUGACUUCGAGGAGCAGAGACAAUGACCCAAAUGACUACGUUGAACAGGACGACAUUCUUCUAGUUAAGCUUCGUAAGGGCCAGGAGCUACGACUCAGAGCCUACGCCAAGAAAGGGUUUGGCAAGGAGCACGCCAAGUGGAACCCCACGGCGGGGGUGUCCUUUGAGUACGACCCAGACAAUGCACUGCGGCACACAGUGUUCCCUCGACCUGAAGAAUGGCCAAAGAGUGAAUAUUCAGAAAUUGAGGAGGAUGAGGUGCAAGCCCCAUACGAACCUAAUGGAAAACCAGAAAGGUUCUUUUACAACGUGGAGUCAUGCGGCUCCCUGCGACCAGAGACCAUCGUCAUGUCGGCACUGGCAGUGCUGAAGAAGAAGCUGAGUGACCUCCAGACCCAGUUGAGCCAUGAGAUCCAGAGUGAUGUCCUCACCAUCAACUGAACAUGCAUAGGCUACUGUUGUAGGAUCACCACUUGAGUUCUUUGUUUCCCCCCAAUUGAAAUUAAUCAAACAAAAGCUGAUCAAGUUAUUGUUCUUCUGCGUAUGUUUGACAUUCAUUAAUGCAAUCUGUGUCUUCAUAAUGUUCAUGAAUCUAUGUAAGACACAUUACAGGUUUCUUUUAGCCUGCUGUUUUAGGUAGAUAUUUGCUAGUAUUUCAAACAUGGAGAUGGAUUUUGAAUGGAACGUUCUUAGGUUUUUUUUGUAAUAAAAUAAGAAAUUAAACAUG
Molecule: messenger RNA, 1239 nt
Organism: Gadus morhua (Atlantic cod)
Lineage: Eukaryota; Metazoa; Chordata; Actinopteri; Gadiformes; Gadidae
Gene: polr2c
Product: RNA polymerase II subunit C
Exons: 9
Coding region: 126-953 (275 amino acids)
Biological process (GO): transcription by RNA polymerase II
Cellular component (GO): RNA polymerase II, core complex
Molecular function (GO): protein dimerization activity
Source: RefSeq, a predicted model, not a curated record